Messenger RNA from Oncorhynchus tshawytscha (Chinook salmon), 3990 nucleotides. RefSeq lists its product as uncharacterized. The coding region runs from base 85 to 1641 and encodes 518 amino acids. NCBI's taxonomy places the organism in Eukaryota, Metazoa, Chordata, Actinopteri, Salmoniformes, Salmonidae. Gene Ontology annotation, biological process: protein folding; response to endoplasmic reticulum stress. Gene Ontology annotation, cellular component: endoplasmic reticulum. The record is from RefSeq and is a predicted model, not a curated record. The transcript has 11 exons.
ACACACACACACUACACACAGACACACACAGUCCCCAAGACCCAGACCUCCUCUGUGUGAGAGUCAGUUCCACUGUGAAUCACUAUGAUGAGGACACGACUGCUGCUGUGUGUGACUUUCUGCUGUCUGAGUCUCUCUGUGGCCGGUGACAGCUCUACCUCUCUCCCGGAGGAGAACGGGGUUCUGCUGUUGAAGAAGGACAACUUUAACCGAGCUCUCAAACAAAACAAACAACUGCUGGUGCACUUUUUCGCUCCUCUCUCUGGGGAUUCCCAGCGGCUGGCGUUGGCGUUUCGUGGAGCCGCGGAGCAGCUGAUUGGCUCGGAGGUGAAACUGGGCGUAGUCGACAUCUCCAAGGAAACCAAUCUGACCAAGGAACUGAACGCCACGACUCCACCCACUCUACGGCUCUACCUAUCAGGAGACAGACACAACCCUGUACCCUGCCCAGUUUUCCAGAGUUCGGCCUCCAUCGUAAUGUGGCUAAAGAGGAGGGCGGGGCCUAGCGCUGACAUCAUCACUGACCUGAACCAAUCAGAUCGCUUCGUCGCCUCAGAGGAGCUGGUUGUUCUCGGACUGUUUAAGGACGUGGAGCGGGGUCGUGUGGAGGUUUUCUACGCCGCCGCCGUUGACCUCCCUGACCUCCCUUUCUCUGUGACCCGGAACCAAGACAUCUUCAGGAAGUAUGACAUCACACAAGACUCCGUGCUGCUAGUCCGACAGUCUACCCCUGUACAGGUAUUGAAGGUAACCAGUCAGAUGACUAAAGAGGAUCUCAUCUCCUUCAUCACCGUUCAUCAACUUGAGCUGGUUACUGAAUACAACGGACAGACAGCCAGCCGUAUCCUCUCCUCUCCAGUGUUAAAUCACGCCAUUCUGUUUGUCAAUAAGACUGAUGAACGGUUUCAGACGGUCUACUCUGACUUCCAGGCUGCUGCUACCCCCUACAGGGGAAAGGUAUUAUUUGUGAUGGUAGACGUGGACGAGCCGAGGAAUGGUAGAAUGUUGGAGUAUUUCCGUGUCCGGGAGAGUGAGGCUCCGAUGGUGCGAUUGGUUAAUCUGACGAGUCACGUGACCUAUCACCUGCCGUCCGACACACUGGACACGCCCACCAUUAUAGCGUUCUGUAAGACCUACCUGGAUGGCACCGCACAGCCUAAGAUGCAGAGUGAGGUUCUGCCUGCUGACUGGGACCAGAAGCCAGUUAUACAGCUGGUAGGAGAGAACCUGGAGAGACUGGCCUUCAACCCGGACAAGACAGCCUUCAUAAUGUUCUACCUGCCCUACAGUGAAGAGAGUCGUUCUCUGUUCCCACUGUGGGAGGAGUUAGCCCUUCACUUCCUGGACAGAGAGGAAGUUGUCAUCGCUCGCAUCGACGCCUCGGCCAAUGACUUCAACCUGUCGAUGAGAGAACGCUACCCCGCCCUCCGCCUGUUCCCCGCGCUGCACGCAGAGAGGGUGGUAGCCUACUCUGGUCAGAGGAACCUGAAGGAUCUGGUUCAGUUUCUGGAGAAAGAGAUGGAAAGAGCAAAGAUGGACAGGGCCCAAGAGGAGGAGGAUCGGAGGAAGUACAUUGAGACUCAGAAAGCUAUUGAGGCCAAAGAAGCAAAAGAAGCAAAAGAGGAAAAACAAGAGCUGUAGUGUGUUUACCUGUAGAAUAAAACCUGUAGUUGUAGUAGCUGUAACCUGUAGAAUAAAACCUGUAGUUAUAGUAGCUGUAACCUGUAGAAUAAAACCUGUAGUUAUAGUAGCUGUAACCUGUAGAAUAAAACCUGUAGUUGUAGUAGCUGUAACCUGUAGAAUAAAACCUGUAGUUAUAGUAGCUGUAACCUGUAGAAUAAAACCUGUAGUUAUAGUAGCUGUAACCUGUAGAAUAAAACCUGUAGUUAUAGUAGCUGUAACCUAGUAGUAUAAAACCUGUAGUUAUAGUAGCUGUAACCUGUAGAAUAAAACCUGUAGUUAUAGUAGCUGUAACCUAGUAGUAUAAAACCUGUAGUUAUAGUAGCUGUAACCUGUAGAAUAAAACCUGUAGUUGUAGUAGCUGUAACCUGUAGAAUAAAACCUGUAGUUAUAGUAGCUGUAACCUGUAGAAUAAAACCUGUAGUUAUAGUAGCUGUAACCUGUAGAAUAAAACCUGUAGUUAUAGUAGCUGUAACCUGUAGAAUAAAACCUGUAGUUGUAGUAGCUGUAACCUAGUAGUAUAAAACCUGUAGUUAUAGUAGCUGUAACCUAGUAGUAUAAAACCUGUAGUUAUAGUAGCUGUAACCUGUAGAAUAAAACCUGUAGUUAUAGUAGCUGUAACCUAGUAGAAUAAAACCUGUAGUUAUAGUAGCUGUAACCUAGUAGUAUAAAACCUGUAGUUAUAGUAGCUGUAACCUAGUAGUAUAAAACCUGUAGUUAUAGUAGCUGUAACCUGUAGAAUAAAACCUGUAGUUAUAGUAGCUGUAACCUGUAGAAUAAAACCUGUAGUUGUAGUAGCUGUAACCUGUAGAAUAAAACCUGUAGUUGUAGUAGCUGUAACCUGUAGAAUAAAACCUGUAGUUAUAGUAGCUGUAACCUGUAGAAUAAAACCUGUAGUUAUAGUAGCUGUAACCUAGUAGUAUAAAACCUGUAGUUAUAGUAGCUGUAACCUGUAGAAUAAAACCUGUAGUUAUAGUAGCUGUAACCUGUAGAAUAAAACCUGUAGUUAUAGUAGCUGUAACCUAGUAGUAUAAAACCUGUAGUUAUAGUAGCUGUAACCUAGCAGUAUAAAACCUGUAGUUAUAGUAGCUGUAACCUGUAGAAUAAAACCUGUAGUUGUAGUAGCUGUAACCUAGUAGUAUAAAACCUGUAGUUAUAGUAGCUGUAACCUAGCAGUAUAAAACCUGUAGUUAUAGUAGCUGUAACCUGUAGAAUAAAACCUGUAGUUGUAGUAGCUGUAACCUAGUAGUAUAAAACCUGUAGUUAUAGUAGCUGUAACCUAGCAGUAUAAAACCUGUAGUUAUAGUAGCUGUAACCUGUAGAAUAAAACCUGUAGUUGUAGUAGCUGUAACCUAGUAGUAUAAAACCUGUAGUUAUAGUAGCUGUAACCUGUAGAAUAAAACCUGUAGUUGUAGUAGCUGUAACCUAGUAGUAUAAAACCUGUAGUUAUAGUAGCUGUAACCUAGUAGUAUAAAACCUGUAGUUAUAGUAGCUGUAACCUGUAGAAUAAAACCUGUAGUUAUAGUAGCUGUAACCUAGUAGUAUAAAACCUGUAGUUAUAGUAGCUGUAACCUGUAGAAUAAAACCUGUAGUUAUAGUAGCUGUAACCUAGUAGUAUAAAACCUGUAGUUAUAGUAGCUGUAACCUGUAGAAUAAAACCUGUAGUUGUAGUAGCUGUAACCUGUAGAAUAAAACCUGUAGUUAUAGUAGCUGUAACCUAGUAGUAUAAAACCUGUAGUUAUAGUAGCUGUAACCUGUAGAAUAAAACCUGUAGUUGUAGUAGCUGUAACCUAGUAGUAUAAAACCUGUAGUUAUAGUAGCUGUAACCUAGUAGUAUAAAACCUGUAGUUAUAGUAGCUGUAACCUAGUAGAAUAAAACCUGUAGUUAUAGUAGCUGUAACCUAGUAGUAUAAAACCUGUAGUUAUAGUAGCUGUAACCUAGUAGUAUAAAACCUGUAGUUAUAGUAGCUGUAACCUAGUAGUAUAAAACCUGUAGUUAUAGUAGCUGUAACCUAGUAGUAUAAAACCUGUAGUUAUAGUAGCUGUAACCUAGUAGUAUAAAACCUGUAUUUAUAGUAGCUGUAACCUAGUAAUAUAAAACCUGUAACUAUUGUUGUAGGUCUUUUGAAACCUUUUUUUUACCCACGAUUCUUAGUUCUCUGUUGUUUUUAAACCACUCAGGACCCUGUAACCCCAUGCUGAGCAACAAUUUAUAUUAGAUAUUAGACUGUUUGUAUAACUGAUUAUUGACACCAAAAACAGAUCAGAUUAUUGAUCAGAUUAAAUGAAAUAAAAUCUUCCAUUAUCAUC